AUGGCCACGAGGCGGAGGGGCUCCGAAGGCUCCGUCUGGGGUCGCUCCUCGCCGGGCGCUCGGCCGACGGCGGCUGCGUCCCGAGCCCUUGCGUCAAAGAAAGCAAAGGCUUCCGGGCGCCGGGUUUUCCCACCCGCCGUCUCCAGAAGCCCCGCUCCGAAGAACGUGGAAUUCCGGGAUCCGGGUUCUACCGCCACUCCGAGGCUGAAGGCUUCCGUCUUCCCAGGCCGGCCCUGCCCCGCCCCCAUACCAGGCCCCGCCCCCAUACCAGGCCCCGCCCCCGCCCACUCCCGCCGGGUGGGGUCCCGGAGCGCGCGGGCGGGUGGCCCUGAGAUUCAGGCUGCGUUCGCGAGUGACUUCCCAACUCUGCCGCACGGGGCGGCCACGGCUUCUCCCCACCCCUCCGCACCGGUAAGGGUGGGUUGCCAAGCCCCGGCACGCCGGGCAGGUCCGCUGCGUUUACCGCGGAGGAACGAGUGCUCUCAGAGAAGACUGAUCCUGCGCGUGGUGUGGUGGUCUGACGACACUGUGGUAGAAAAUCUAGCCACUCAGGAAAGUGUGAAGAAGCAAAUAAAAACCACUCGGGCAGACAGGCACUAUAGGUCCCAUUUUACACACGGAAACACAAGCUCAGAGAGAUUAAGUUCCUGGCUCUCGGUGGCCCAGCCGGCUGCGUCGGUCCCAGAGUAGUCCCGAUUUAGUGUUACGGUCCCUGCGACAGGUGCGAUACUGACCCAGUUCUAGGUCCUGAACACGUGGCCUUUAGCCAGCCACCUGGGUACUGUGUGGCUGGGCCCGCGGGGGCGCCCACGAACCUGGGAUCAGAUCUUGUCACUGUGACCCCAUCCGCGUUACCUGGAGCACGUGGUUGGACUCUGAGACCUCACUCACCAGUGGAGGUUCAAGUGAGAUAGAUGGAACCUGGGUUUGCUGAGCGCGAGGUCCCAAUUACCAGGUGAUAAAAAGGGAAGGGAUCUAACAUAUGUUAAACACCCACUACCGUCUUCUAGACAGGCACUUUACACACAAUAUCUCAUUUAAACCUUGCACCACUCUGCUGGCUGCUGUUACCGUGCUCUUUUUGGCCUGAGGGAAACUGAGUUUGUAAUUGGUUAAUCCGUGCGGGACUGGAUCCCCCGCUCUUUGACCUCUUUAUGGAAAAGGGGACAGGGCAAGCCUCAAGGAGCAGCUUGGUCGGGCAUUACCCCCCGAGCUAGCCUUCGAUCUCUCUGGGGAAUGGCCUUGAGGACGUCCGGGGCUAUUACAAAUAUUGCCUCCAAGAUGGGGCUUCUUGUAAAACCCGGCGAGGGAGCUGGAGGGCCAGGAGGCGAGCAGGGGGAGGGGGGAGGCUGAUGUGGCAAUCCUGCGGGCAGGGCGAAAGGGGGAAGGAAGGUCAGGAAAUGAUUAACCGGGCCGGGCCGGGUAGUGGUUAGAGCAGGGCACCUCCCCGCCGCGCGGUCCUGGAGGAGCCCAGGGACGCCCUCCGGGUCACUUCUCACUGCCCCCUUCCCCCCACCCCCCCCCCCCACACACACCCUCCGCCGCGACUCGUUUUCUUCCGCACGCUCCUCUGCUGCUUGAAGUUCAGUCACCUGGGGCAUCUCUGCCCACCCUUUCCCCCGGUAAUAUUUUGGAAUUAAAGCUCUUCUGUCGCUUUCCAAGUUUUAUUUGAUUGCUUUUAGAGCAAGCCCGGGUAUGGAGAUUUUAGGACAGUGAGGAGUUGUGGAAAGUGCAGCUGCUCAAAUCUUAGUUCUGUUGCCUGCUUGAUGGCCAACUUUGGCAAGUGUCUCUAGUCCUCCCAAGCUUUUUCUCUCUCUCUCUUUUUAAUCUGUAAAACUGGAAAAAUAAUACUUAUCUCACAAGGAAGAUGUGAGAAUUCAUGAGAAUUGCCACUACUUAGUAGAUAGCCAAUAACUUAUAAAGUUUUUUUUAAUAGCCGGUGAGGGCAUAAUACCCUAGGAAGGGAGUGGAUAAACAAUAAAUCGGACCUUUGCUCAAUCUGACCUUCCAGCCCUCUCCGCUUUUCCUUCCAAGGCCUGGGUAGACCAACCUCCAGUUCUCUCUAGACAACUACCCCCCAUUUAGUAUCCAUACCCUCUCAUUUAGCCAUUGAGCAUGCGGUGUGACCCAUGUCGUCUUCCAUAAACAGCAUGUAAUGCUUCUUUUUCCACUCUCCGAAAGACUCAGUUUCCUUAUCCUCUAGACCUCAGCUUAAACAUCACUUCCUCAGGGAGGCCUUUCCUGACCCCACUCCACCCCCAGGUUACCUCCAGAUAUGUGAUGCCCUUGUUUGCCCUCACACUCUGCCUUUUAAAAACACUCUUCAUGCAUGUAAUUAUUUGUUUAAUGUCUCUCUCCCCCCUUGGAGGUCCAUACGGGUAGCAAACAAGUCUGUAUGGUUUCCUGCUGUAUUCCUGACAUAAGGUGUGGAACAUGUAGGAUGUCCAAUAAAUAAGUGUUCAGUAAUGAAUGGUCGAUUAGCAAUGUCUACCUUGGGCAGGAGCAUAGGAAGUGGCUGAGUAUAUGUCAGGUAUUUGCUUCUCCCCCUCAACCCCCAGGUAAUCUCUAAAUUUCCUUUUGGCUCUGAGUGUAUCAUUUUAACGGCAUUAGGAAUG
Molecule: messenger RNA, 2615 nt
Organism: Zalophus californianus (California sea lion)
Lineage: Eukaryota; Metazoa; Chordata; Mammalia; Carnivora; Otariidae
Product: translation initiation factor IF-2-like
Exons: 2
Coding region: 1-690 (229 amino acids)
Source: RefSeq, a predicted model, not a curated record